This is a messenger RNA of Ceratotherium simum simum (southern white rhinoceros), 2783 nucleotides long. The record is from RefSeq and is a predicted model, not a curated record. Lineage: Eukaryota; Metazoa; Chordata; Mammalia; Perissodactyla; Rhinocerotidae.
AUUGAUUCACUUUGGAGCUGUAAGUACUGAUGUAUUAGGGUGCAGCGCUCAUUGUUCAUUGACGCACAGAGUCCCAAAAUGAAUAUCCAAGAGCAGGGUUUCCCCUUGGACCUCGGAGCAAGUUUCACCGAAGAUGCCCCCCGACCCCCAGUGCCUGGUGAGGAGGGUGAACUGGUGUCCACAGACCCUAGGCCCAUCAGCCACAGCUUCUGCUCCGGGAAAGGUGCCGGGAUUAAAGGGGAGACGUCAACAGCCACUCCGAGGCGCUCGGAUCUGGACCUGGGGUACGAACCUGAGGGCAGUGCUUCCCCCACCCCCCCGUACUUGAAGUGGGCCGAGUCGCUGCACUCUUUACUAGACGAUCAAGAUGGGAUAAACCUGUUUAGGACUUUCCUGAAGCAGGAGGACUGUGCUGACCUGCUGGACUUCUGGUUUGCCUGCAGCGGCUUCAGGAAACUGGAGCCCUGUGACUCGAAUGAGGAAAAGAGGCUGAAGCUGGCCAAAGCUAUUUACCGAAAGUACAUCCUUGAUAACAACGGCAUCGUGUCCAGGCAAACCAAGCCAGCCACCAAGAGCUUCAUAAAGGACUGCAUCGUGAAGCAGCUGAUCGAUCCUGCCAUGUUUGACCAGGCCCAGACGGAAAUCCAGUCCACCAUGGAGGAGAACACCUACCCCUCCUUUCUCAAGUCCGAUAUUUAUUUGGAAUACACGAGGACAGGCUCGGAGAGCCCAAAGCUCUGUAGUGACCAGAGCUCUGGGUCAGGGACAGGGAAGGGCAUACCUGGAUACCUGCCCACUUUGAACGAAGAUGAGGAAUGGAAAUGUGACCAAGAUAUAGAGGAAGACGAUGGCAGAGACCCUGCUCCCCCUGGCAGGCUCACACAGAAGCUGCUCCUGGAGACAGCCACCCCCCGCGCCUCCUCAAGUAGACGGUACAGCGAAGGCAGAGAAUUCAGGUAUGGAUCCUGGCGGGAGCCCGUCAACCCCUACUAUGUCAACUCCGGCUACGCCCUCGCCCCAGCCACCAGCGCCAACGACAGUGAGCAGCAGAGCCUGUCCAGCGACGCCGACAGCCUGUCCCUCACCGACAGCAGCGUGGAUGGAAUCCCACCCUACAGGAUCCGCAAGCAGCACCGCCGGGAGAUGCAAGAGAGCGUCCAGGUCAACGGGCGGGUGCCUCUACCUCACAUUCCUCGCACUUACCGAAUGCCAAAGGAGAUCCGUGUGGAGCCACAGAAGUUCGCCGCGGAGCUCAUCCACCGCCUGGAGGCCAUCCAGCGAACGCGGGAGGCUGAGGAGAAGCUGGAGGAGCGGCUGAAGCGCGUCCGGAUGGAGGAAGAAGGUGAGGAUGGCGAUGUGUCCUCCGGCCCCCCAGGGGCCAGUCACAAGCUGCCUUCAGCCCCAGCCUGGCACCACUUCCCGCCCCGCUACGUGGACGUGGGCUGCGCAGGGCUGCGGGACACGCAUGAGGAGAACCCUGAGAGCAUCCUGGACGAGCAUGUGCAGCGGGUCAUGAGGACACCCGGCUGCCAGUCCCCGGGACCUGGCCACCACUCCCCUGACGGUGCACACGUGCCCAAGAUGCCAGGAGUGCUGGGGGGCAUAGCUCCCGGGCACGGUAAGCACGCGCUCAAGUCGGGGGCGAAGCUGGAUGCAGCCGGCCUGCAUCUCCACAGGCACAGCCACCACCACGGCCACCACGGCUUGGCCAGGCCCAAGGAGCAGGCCGAGGCCGAGGCUACCCGCCGGGUCCAGAGCAGCUUCGCAUGGGGCUUGGAGCCACAUGGCCACACGGCCAAACCCCGCAGCCACUCAGAAAGCGUGGGCACCGCCCCUGUCACCAGCGACAGCCUGGUCUACAGCGGGAAGGUAGGCAUCACCUCCAAAAGAAAUGCCAAGAAGGCUGAGUCAGGGAAAGGUGUCGGCGCUGAGGUGCCAGGCUCCUCGGAGGAUGCGGAGAAGAACCAGAAGAUCAUGCAGUGGAUCAUCGAGGGGGAGAAGGAGAUCAGCAGGCACAGGAAGGCCGGCCACGGGUCUUCUGGGGCGAAGAAGCAGCAGGCCCAUGAGAGCUCCAGGCCCCUGUCCAUUGAGCGUCCGGGGGCCGUGCACCCCUGGGUUAGUGCUCAGCUCCGGAACUCUGUCCAGCCCUCUCAUCUCUUCAUUCAAGACCCCACAAUGCCACCCAACCCAGCCCCCAACCCUUUGACCCAGCUGGAGGAGGCCCGCAGGCGUCUGGAGGAGGAGGAGAAGAGAGCCAGCAAGUUACCCUCGAAGCAAAGGUAUGUGCAGGAGGUCAUCCAGCGGGGGCGCUCCUGCAUCAGGCCAGCGUGCACGCCCGUGCUGAGCGUGGUGCCAGCGGUGUCCGACCUGGAGCUCUCCGAGACAGAGACGAAAUCGCAGAGGAAGGCGGGUGGUGGGAGCACCCAGCCAUGUGACAGCAUCGUCGUGGCCUACUACUUCUGCGGGGAGCCCAUCCCCUACCGGACCCUGGUGAGGGGUCGUGCGGUCACCCUGGGCCAGUUCAAGGAGCUGCUGACCAAGAAAGGGAACUACAGAUACUACUUCAAGAAAGUGAGUGACGAGUUUGACUGUGGAGUGGUGUUCGAGGAGGUUCGGGAGGAUGAGGCCGUCCUGCCCGUCUUCGAGGAGAAGAUCAUUGGCAAGGUGGAGAAGGUGGACUGACCGCAGGCCUGGCCUCUGCGCCUGGCCGGGCCCUCGUCAGGCAGGACGGGGCAACCACACUGAGAGCCACCAAGGGUUGUGCAUGUCGCGUGCUCUCACGU